Naumovozyma dairenensis CBS 421 is the source of this 930-nucleotide messenger RNA. It is a transcript of the gene PMU1, whose product is annotated as putative phosphomutase. The coding region runs from base 1 to 930 and encodes 309 amino acids. Gene Ontology annotation, molecular function: phosphatase activity. The record is from RefSeq and is a predicted model, not a curated record. The transcript has a single exon. NCBI's taxonomy places the organism in Eukaryota, Fungi, Ascomycota, Saccharomycetes, Saccharomycetales, Saccharomycetaceae. Gene Ontology annotation, cellular component: cytoplasm.
AUGCCAUUUAAAUCAUUACCGGGAUAUUUUCAUGCAUACCCAACCCAUGAAUCUAUCAAAACACCCAUUGACUCAUCCAAAGAAGAUCACUUGAAACUAACAAACAAUUUUAAAUCAUGGCAACAAUUAUACAACUCCAUCCCAAACGAUACCCCGACAACAUCAUAUAAAUUAGUAAUCCUAGCGAGACAUGGUCAAGGGUACCAUAACGCUGCGAUUGAUAGGUACGGUAUGGCCCGAUGGGAUGAAUACUGGUCAUUCUUGAAUGGUGAUGAGUUUGGUGAAUGGUUAGACUCCAAGUUGACUCCUCUUGGGGUGAGGCAAGUUCAAACCAUUGGAGAGGAGGUUUUAUUGCCUAUCUUCAAGGAUUUAGGAAUUUUACCUCAUGUGUUUUUCAGUUCUCCUAUGAGACGUUGUUUAGAGACUUUCAUUGAAUCAUGGACAUGUAUUUUCAAUGAGGUCGCUCAUAAUCAUCAAGAUGGCGGUGAUGGUGGCCGUAAUGUGAAGGAAAAGGUCAAGAUUCACAUCUUGGAAAAUAUUAGAGAGACUUUAGGUGAACAUACUUGUGAUAAACGAGUGACCCAUUCUAUUGCUGUUGAUGAGUACCAAAAUUAUGAAUUAAAAUCUGGUCAUGUAAUAAAGUGGAAAUAUGGUCAAGAUUAUCCUGAAGAGGAUACUCUUUGGUUACCAGACCAUAGGGAAACCAAAGAAGAAAUGGAUAUUAGGAUUCAUGGUGGAUUAACUGAAUUGUUCUCGAGAUUAACAGACGAACAACGUUUCGUAUCGAUAACUUGUCAUUCGGGCGUUAUUGGUAGUGCUUUACGUAAUUUGAAACAUCCUCCAAUAUUGAACCUUGAUACGGGGAAAAUCGUGGCUACGGUCGUUGAAAUAAAGAAGAGCAAUUUAAAUGCGUACGAGAGAGUUAAUUAA